Messenger RNA from Symbiodinium natans, 1545 nucleotides. NCBI's taxonomy places the organism in Eukaryota, Dinophyceae, Suessiales, Symbiodiniaceae. The record is from the annotation of a GenBank genome assembly.
AUGGCUGGGGAAUUCCUGGAUCCAGUGCCGGGUUUGGUGCAACGGGCCUGUGAUGCCCUUGCACAAGCCUUCGCGGCGACAUGUCCAGAACACCUCUCGGUCAAGCAGAGUGACUGGUGCGUGGGUGCGCGUGCCUGCCACCAGCAAUGCAUGCUCAAAGCAUGGUACCAUGAGACCGGGGACCCCAUGUUUCAAGAACGCAGUAGGGCGUGCGCAGGCCGGUGCAUGGCUUGGGACCGCUGCAGGUGGCCGAAUCCUGACGCUGAAUAUUGGCGGGGUCACUGGUUUACCCGCUCGGAAGAGGUUGACAUGCGAAGAUUGGGCUAUCAUGCGCAGCACUGCCCCCUCUGGGCCCAUCGAAAUGUAGCAGAGCAAAUGCACAUGCGAUGCCAAGCCAACGUUUUUGAGGAGAGUCAGGUGGUGUGGAUGUCGGCUGCACUGGAAACACUUUCGGCCGGCGUGGCGAUGCUUUCAAACUCCAAGCCCACUUCCAGCGACCUUUGGCAAUUUUCCCUCCGCAUCGAGACCAUGAUCCAUGUACUUACUCCUGGAAAGCUGGGCACGGCCUGUCGCGCGCGGCACCUAGUGGACCCUUGGUGGACCUCCUCCCCACGAAGUUAUGCAUGCCCCAGGCGUGAUGCAGUCCCCGUUGUUGCCAACACGCUCGCCUGCGCCCGCGCGGACCUGCAAACCGCCUUCGAGCACCUUUGCACGGCAAAUGUUCUCGGGAGCCUCUUCGUCUUCAAGUCCUUCCGGACAGCAUCCUCCUCACUGGCCGCAGCCCCGGUGGGACUGGUGCUUACCCAGCGUGACGUUGAGCCUGCAGAGCAAGAUCCUGAGGAUGAGGUCAGCUUUCCAGCUGUGAUACAGUCGGUAACUCACGAAGACCCGCCGGCAAUCAUUCCCGAGGAUGAGGCAAGAACCUUGGUGACAAUACAAGAGGCAGAUUUCGUGCAGCGCAUGAUCGGGGCGGCGCCGGCGGCCGUGGAACAGACCGGAGAUUCGAUCAUCUGGGGAAGAGUGAAUCGAAACACCGCAGAGAUGUGGAAUGAGUUUCUGACCGGGCCUUCCCUGCGACGCUGCCGCCAUGAGCUGGCUGCGUCGGGUUAUGCCAUCCGGACGCCCGAAGGCUCCUUGAUGCUGGUGCACCCUUGGCAGUAUGCAGACGUAAUGCGGGCUGUGGUGGCCGAGCAGUUGACAGCCUCCGACAUUAUAUUCUCCGCAAGCAUGGAGUACUUGGUCGAAGAGGCGUUUGAUCGUGUUCAGGGACAGGGCGCGUGGAUGAGAAGCCAGCAGCCACUCAACAUGAUUGAAGGUGGAAGUUCCUCUGCGCAGCCAGGAUCGGUAGCCAGUGCUCUGCAAAGCCACUCGGGCCCUAGCAGCUCUUCGACAGAACUCGCCGGCCUACUUGAAGUGAGGCGCACCAUGUUCGUUUGGGCCCCUUUCUCACCCGAUGGGCCAGCCACCGCAUCAACAACAGAUGCCCAUUCCGGAGAGGGCCCCAAUCCACGCCGUUCCAUCCAUCGUGUCUCCGCAGGUCAAUAG